Molecule: messenger RNA, 3806 nt
Organism: Eleginops maclovinus (Patagonian blennie)
Lineage: Eukaryota; Metazoa; Chordata; Actinopteri; Perciformes; Eleginopidae
Product: transcription regulator protein BACH1-like
Exons: 5
Coding region: 211-2388 (725 amino acids)
Biological process (GO): regulation of transcription by RNA polymerase II
Molecular function (GO): RNA polymerase II cis-regulatory region sequence-specific DNA binding; protein binding; DNA-binding transcription factor activity, RNA polymerase II-specific
Source: RefSeq, a predicted model, not a curated record
UUUCUACCCCCCUCCCUCCUACACACUCACACACAGGCCAUCUGACUGAGUCAAGCUCGGUUUUUAGUUUGUGGCAGAGUUGAGAUAAGACUUUCUGGGAAUCGUAGCCCGGUUGGACGGCAUUACAUUUAGAAAUAAUCAUGUGUGCUCAGAAGAUAGGACUUUAACACUUCUCUAGGAAACUCGGAUAUAUAAAGGCGGCAUUGUAAGAUGUCUGUGAUGGCUUCGUCUGCUCCCCGGUCGUCUGUGUUUACGUUUGAGUCUACAGUGCAUUCCUCCCAUGUGCUGCGCUGCCUGGACGAGCAGCGUCGCCGGGACACGGUGUGUGAUGUUACCGUGGUGGUGGAGGGCCACAGUUUAAGAGCCCACCGCUCAGUGCUCGCUUGCUGUAGCGAGUACUUCUCACACAGGAUCUCCUCCCUCACACAGCAUGGGGGGGUCAUCACUCUGCCACAAGAGGUGACAGUUUCUGGCUUUGAACCAUUGCUAAAUUUUGCCUACACAUCCAAACUUCUCUUCGGGAAAGACGAUGUCUUAGAAAUACGUAACUCAGCUUCAAUUCUUGGUUUCAGAGACCUAGACGAGUCAUGCUUUGAUUUUCUCCUCCCCAAGUUCUUCUCCAGCAAUGACUCCGCCCCUGUCCUCAGAAAGAUCUGUUGUAAGGAGAAAUAUAAGAGAAGAUUGUUGAAGGAAGACAUUCACUCUGACAAUGUUUUGUUGGAUGACAAAGAAGUAAAACCAGUUGCUGACUCACCAUCUACGCAGGAAGUGGCUUGGCACUGUAACAAAUCAGUGAACAACAAAAUGGGAAGUCUGAACAGUGAGGGCACUCUUACACCUGUAGCUGAAGGGACAAACAAUGGCUUCAUGCAGUGUCCAAAGUAUCGCAAGCUCCAGCUAGCUUGUGGUAUGGAAACGUGUGUCACAGAUAAAAGUCUGAACAACCCUACCACAGUUAUCAGGGAUGACUGUGACCUCGCCUGCUCGCCCUCCUCCAGCAGUGCGAAAAGCAAGAAUGAAACUGAUGUUGAAUUCCCUCAUAUUUCAAUCUCCAAUUCCUCUACACAGAGCAAAGGAGGGGCUGAUGAGCCAUGGAAAAAUGAAAAACAUGACAAGAAAAAAGAGAAUGGUGGGGGCAGAGGCCAGGUUGAUGUGAUGGAGAAAGACAAACAUGAAAGGCAACAGAAAUGGAUUAAGAAGGAAAGAGAGAUGAAUGUGGAGGAAGAGAUAUGCUCUUCAGACAGAUUCACUGUCAAGGAAGUCUCUUCAGGGUCAAGCACAGUGCUGGGCGAGAAGUCAUCAGGGUUAAUAUUGAACCAUUGCCCCCUGAAGACCUUUGGGGAAGGCCCUGUAAUCAAUCUGUCACAGUGGCACAAGAGGUUCGACAUGGACAUUACAGAGGGUAAGCAAACAGUUUCCAUUCACCAACAGGUGGAAGCAAAGGGAAAAAUGGCAGACGAUGACAUAUAUUCGGGCUGGCAAGAUAGAGGCAGCAUGGAGAGAGUGUCCCUGUCAGUAGAUAAUGCCAAAGAAAGGAGCACAGAGGAAAGGGAGGUAGCCGAGCACCUGGCAAGGCGGCUGGGUUCCGACGUGGACCCAGAUGCAGGAAGUGCCUCUGAUACAGGGAGCGGACAGGCACAAAGCACAUCUAUAGAUUGGAUGAAGUUCCACAAAAUCAGCGCCACAAGCACCAACUGUUUCCUUUUCCAGGAUCUGGAACAAGGCACAUGUUUAUGGAAGGGAGCAGAGCUGUCUGAGUGCGAGGGGGCCUCUCAGUCAGGUGUGUCAUCCUUCAACUCAGGGGAGGAUGGAGAGUGGGAGACAGAAACAGAAGGAGACAGUGAGUCCUAUGCAAGGGAGCGGGCCAGACAGGUGCAGUUGCCAUUUUCUGUUGAGUGGAUUGUUGAUCUGAGCAGGAAUGACUUCCAGCAACUGCUGAAGCAACAGGUCUUUACCCGAGAACAGCUGGAUUUUGUCCACGAUAUGAGACGCCGCAGCAAAAACCGCCUUGCAGCUCAGCGUUGCCGCAAGAGAAAACUAGACUGCAUAUAUAAUCUGCAGUGUGAAAUCAACAAACUGAAGACAGAGAGGGAGAAACUGAUGUCAGAGAAGAGCCAUCUGAGCCAGCUGAAAUCGAAAGCAUGUCACAAUGUCUCCACAUUAUGCCAGAGGGUCUGCAACGAAGCCAACCUGCAGCCAGAGCAGAUCCAGGUGUUAGCCAAAUACAGUUCCCCGGACUGCCCUCUGUCCUCUUUCUCUACUCACAUAGACACACUCUUCUCACAGCCCGGGUUGCUACCCCAGCCUCAUGAUGGGUAUAUGGCGUCUGAGGAGGCUUCCAGCUCCAGAAAGGAUACAGUCACCAGAGAUGGGCAACAUUCGCUUUAGAUACAAAGAAUAGGGUUGAUUAUGAUGUCAAACUAGUUAUUCAAUGAGUUUAAUUGCGUGGUCAGGAAUGCAUUCCAGGUGUCCAAAACCAUUCAUUUUACUUUUACACCAAUUAUAAGUCUGAUUACCUUGUGUAGCAAAUGUUUCACCCUUGGCAAACCUCUUAUCAGAGUUUGUUUUCGGGUGAAAGUCGAAAGGUACCUGCUCACAAAUAAACCCAGCCAGGGUGCAUGUUGAUAAUGUUAAAAUCUUAGAACAAAAUGUUAAUCAUAAUGAAAGGGAACAAUGGUCUCUGUAUUUAUAAUGUGCUUCACUGCUUCAUUAUCUCAGGAAAUUGCACUUCAUCCUGAUACAUAAUUAUUUCCUUUCUUAAAACUCUAAAACGUUUUAUACCGAUUCUCAGGUGUUAAUAGGAAAACUCAGCAAACAAUACCUCUAACAGACAGUGUGGGGUAUGCCCUCUCUAUGGAGAGAGCAACACAAAACAAGAUUUUGCACAAAGAACAGACCAUUGUUAUUGUGGUUGUUCAACCACAGUGACAUGGCUCUUUUAGGUUGCACACAGCAUGGACUCACUAAAACAAACCUCUUAAUGUGCGUAGGUGUGUUCAAAGCUGUCUAAAGAAAGUGCACCUUAGUAGAACUUUAUAUACAAACAAAAAAACACUUUCAGGAGAAAAGCUGCCUCACUCUUUCUGAUGAAAAGCAUUCCCAUCAUUCUUCCCACAUUUCCAGUUUGUCCUGAAUUGUGGCAGGAUUGUGACCAUAUUUAAAUAACUCUCCAGGUCAAUUUAGCAUUAACUUGUUGAUGCAUGAAGUAUGAGCAUAUUUAAAAGCACAAUUAUUUCUUUUAGUUUUUUUGCAUUCCAUUCAUUACUCAGGCUUUCUGUUGACUUUGACCUUUGACCUAUUUUCUCCCUGCUUAUAGUAGAUAUAUGACACUCAGGAUUAUGUACAGAAAACCAGCUACACAACUUCCUCGUGAUCUAAUUUCACUGUAUUUUAUGUAAAUAUGUUUAUUUUGUAUUUUUGUAUUCUUGAUCUCAUUUACAGUGCGUGUGGCUUCAAAAUGAUUUGUCGCUAAAAAAAAAAAAAUUGUAAGAAUGAUGUUUAGGGUACAUUGUUUUUAUAAGGAAAUUCUGACUAACAACACUGUCUUUUUGAGGACAGUUGUGUUUGAGGGUGUUAAAUCUCCACAAAAGAAUGUUUUGUUUUCUUCUCACACCAAUCCGACUGCAGACGCUGGUGCUUAUUGCCCUCUAGUGGCAGUUUUGGUACAGUCAACAUAUUGUUACAGUAAGACGUUUCAUUUAUUUUAAUUGCACAAAAAAGGACUUUAUUUUCAAUGACAAUGUCAAAAAGGCUUCCUUUUUUUUCAGAAACAAAACCAAUCAACAAUAAAACAGUUAAUGAUGUUA